UUUAGUCAUUCGGAACACAAUUGGGUUGUAUUGGGGAGGGCUUCCCACUCGCAGGCGCCAAAGAGCAGAAAGAAAACGGCACGUGAUGAAACCCGCGUUUAAGCGGUCCAAUUCCCAAACGGUCAUAUUUUCCCUUCUUUAAAUUUCAAAACCCCCAUCCCACUCUCUCACUGGAUCUCUGGAUCGCUCUCACUCUCGCUCAAACGGUCGUGUUGCAUUGUUGCGUUCUCUCUGUGUGCGUCCGAAUUUGAAGCCCAAUUCAAAUUUGUUGCUCUCUCUCUCUCUCUCUGUCGCUUGAUCUCUCUCUGUCUGUUGAAAUUGGAAGCUCGAUUCAAAUUUGGGGACGAAUCCAUCCUCUUCUCUGAGAAGAAAGUCGACGACUUGUUCCCAGUUCCAGGGUUUUGGUUUUCACAGAAAGCACACCGCUUUCGUCUGUUUGUGUUGUGUUUCGUGAAGAAAUUGGAGAUGGGAGGUCAAGAUUUGAGGCCCACUGUCUCUUCUCUCAAGCGUCCGCGUUUCCCUGAUUCCGAUUCCGAUUCCGAUUCCGAUUCCGAUGAUGCCGUUACGGUUUUGGGUGAUACGGUCAAGAGGCAGAGGACUCAUGAUUCGGAUGAUGGUCUUUUGGCAAUGGAGGACUCGAUUAGGGAGCUUGAUGAUCUACUUCAUCACGAGGGGUCCUCAAGCAGCACCACCGAAGCAUAUGAUUGCUGGGAUGAUGAUCUGUUAGGAUCCUUAAUUGACGAGUUUGAGCUUCUGCCUGAUUCUGCUGUUGCGGCCUCUGCUGCAGACGAGGCUGCUGUUGUGCCUCCGCUAACUACUCAUCUCGGUCAUCAUCGUCACGAGAUUGAGGAGGGGCCAAGAACCACGGAUGAAAGAGAGUUGGAUGAUGAGGAGGACUUGAUCACUGAAUUCUUUAAUCAUAUUGGAGGAGAGGAUGAUGAAGACCCAAAUCAAGAUCAUGUACAUCAAGCUACUGAACCUGAUCACACUACUCUGCUCAUCACCAUCAUCCCGUUCCCUCCUUCUCAAAUCAUUAUUUUACCAGUUGUGGUUGGAAACAUUGGAAGGCCACGGGCCCCGGUUCUCCAUUUUCUCUUGAUUUGCUUGCUCUCCAUCAUCAUCAUCUAGAAGCGGAGCAGGAGGAAGAGGACUUUACACGGAGUAUACACGCCUUGCGUGAAUCAAGUUGUCAAGCUAUUAUCAUCUAGAAGCGUCAGCUCUUGUUUUUAUACUACUAGUAGAGUUCAAGAAUUUAGAUGAGCACGGUAACCUUUCAGCUUUUUCUUUCCGACUUCCGUUUUAAUCAUAGUUAGUUUAUUAGUUUUCAGUCUUUUUAUUUACACGGAAGAUGUGACAUAGAACCAAGCGCAAUGGCGCUCUAGGAUUCAUAUAGCCGACCCCACUUAGUGGGAAAAGGCUUUGUUGUUGUUGUUAUUGUUGUGGAUGGAAUAGUUUUCAGUAUGUUAUUUCGUCUAGCUGGUGGUCUUACUUUGUACUUUUGUCAAUCUUGAGGAAAUCUGCAGACAAUAUACAUAUGAAUGUACAUGAAGUUCCCAACAGUUCUGACUGCA
Malus domestica (apple) is the source of this 1571-nucleotide messenger RNA. The record is from RefSeq and is a predicted model, not a curated record. Lineage: Eukaryota; Viridiplantae; Streptophyta; Magnoliopsida; Rosales; Rosaceae.